This is a messenger RNA of Notothenia coriiceps (black rockcod), 4371 nucleotides long. It is a transcript of the gene nfrkb, whose product is annotated as nuclear factor related to kappaB binding protein. NCBI's taxonomy places the organism in Eukaryota, Metazoa, Chordata, Actinopteri, Perciformes, Nototheniidae. Gene Ontology annotation, molecular function: protease binding. The coding region runs from base 102 to 3842 and encodes 1246 amino acids. The transcript has 27 exons. The record is from RefSeq and is a predicted model, not a curated record. Gene Ontology annotation, cellular component: Ino80 complex.
AUUCUCAGUAGAAGAAGAAAACGGUACGUCGGUAAAACAGUUCCCCCUUUAUUUCCAAAACACAGAGCAGUUUCAGACUUUAAGCUUGGUGCAGAGGGAGAAUGGAUGCCCUCACUCACAUGCUUACAGACCCCCUUGAUCCAAAAGAAGAAGAAAAUGGACAAAUCACAGAGGAGUGCAUGCUGGGGAACUGUAGAUUAAACCUACCAGAGGACCUACUCGAGGACCCUGACAUUUUCUUCUCUGUGCUGAGUGAAAGCACCUGGAGUGAAGUACUGUCAGAUUCCCAGAGACAGCACCUUCGUCAGUUUUUGCCAAAGUUUCCAGACAACAAUGUUGCAGAACAGGAUGAAACCAUCGGUGACCUAUUCAACAACACAAACUUUCAUUUUGGAAAUCCCCUCCAUCUUGCACAAAGACAGUUCAGAGAUGGUUACUUCAAUCCUGAAGUGGUCAAGUACCGACAAUUGUGUGCCAAGUCCCAGAAGAAGCGACAGUUACACUCCCUUCAGCAGUAUUACCACAAAUUGUUGAAGCACAUCCUCGUCUCCAGAAAGGAGUUGCUUGAGUUUGCAGUUCAAAAUGGUCUGGACUUUCCACCAAAAAGAAAGUUGCAGACCAAGACUCAUGCUGAAAUGCGAGAACCAAGGGUGAGAAGAAGAUUGAGCCGCAUAUUAAAGGAGGUCAAAACUGAGUGCGGAGACAGCAACGCUUCAUCUGAUGAUGACGAUAUAUCAUUAUGGACUCCAGCACCCCAUUCGCCUUCCUCUCCGACGCCCACUGUCUCACUCAGAGUCCUCCCCAGCCUCUCCACCCAAGACAUGAAGAUUACUGAAAAAAUAGAACUAGGGGAGAGAGAUCUAAAGGCCAUGCUGCAAAACCAUCGGGAUAAGAGGAAGCGACAGCCAGAUCAUCCAGACUUGAUGACCUCUGACCUCCACCUUGGGGACAUACUUUCAAGAACAAAUAUCGGUCGGAAGGGGACACUGCCACUUUUUGAUCUGUCACUGCCUAAGAAGAAGAUUAAAGAUGAGAGAAGAAAGAAGAAAAUGAGGACAAUAAAAGUGGAAUCUGAGGAUCCUUGUGAAAUUCUCUCACCUUCAGAAAACGCAUCAGCUCCACCAGCGAGCAUCAUCAACUCCCUGCCGGACACGCCGUCCACUCCCCUGGCCAACAUCAAAGAGGAAAUUGUGGAGGAGUGUCCGAGCAGUCCGGCUCCAGUUGAGGAAAUAGCUAUCAGUUUCUUCAGCUUGUUGGAGAGCAUUUUAGCGACAGAAAGCCUUACCAGCACUUCAUUGUUGGAGGAAAAAGUUCAAAUGUGGCAGUCCUCUCCAGCCAGUUCCCUCAACGUCUGGUUCUCAUCUGUCCCGUGCUGGUCUGACUUGGUGCUUCAAGCCCUGCAGUUCCUUGCAGGAGAGACUAAAGAUGGCAUGAUGGCACUCCCCAGUGGCUUUUUUCCAUUUGUGGAAUUUGCUGAUGAAUCUCAGCAGUGGAGGUGGAUCGGCCCCACGCACGAUACAGAGAAGGAUCUCAGCGCACUCUGUCAGCUGUGGCUGGACUCCAAAGAUUUAGUCAUCAAGACCGAAAAUGAAGAAAUUAUGGAGAUGACUUCUCCUACUGCAAGAGUCUCAACUGACUAUGUGCUACGGCCCAGCACUGGGGACGAGAGACAAGUAUUUCAAAUCCAGGUGUCUAUCACAGGCCAAUUGGGAAUGAAGCAUGCUGGAGGGGCAGGAAUCCCAAUAACAGCUACCAACCUGCGUAUCCAGGGUAAAGAUGUCCUCCGCCUCCCUCCCUCCUCCAUCACUACAGACUCUAAGGGCCAGACGGUGCUGCGGAUCACCCCAGACAUGAUGGCCACUCUCGCCAAAUCCCCAGUUGCGACUGUCAAACUCAGCCCUGACUUCCUGGGCUCAGCCUCAGGCGGUAAAAGCAUAUCAGCUACUCUGCACAUGACGCCCCCCCACUCCUUGCCUUCCUCUGCCUCCGGUUCCACUUCGGAUCUUCAGACCACUAAAGCAGGCUCUGUUACCUCCACCUUGUUGAAGGCCACCGGCGACAUUCGUCUGAUGCCCACUCUGGCUGUCACUAUGGCGGACCAAAAAACAAGAACCUUCUCCACUGUUUCCUCCCCCGACAAGAGCGGGGCCACCAUUCGGAUAAUGCCAGGCCUCGGUGUGAUUCCACAGAAACAGGGUCACACCAUCACUAUGACAACCACCACUGGCACUAAGACCCUCACAGCGUCUACCUGUGCUAACGUAGUGACCAUGGCUGCCAGUGUUGUGGCCGGGGCCAAGGGGCUCACUGUGGCUCCGGGGGUCUCAUGCUCCACUCUGACGCUAGGAACAGCCACUGCCACCGUGAGGCAGGUCCCCGCUACCGUGGUUACCACACAAACGCCAACCUCGGACAAACACCUCACGUUUGCAGUGGCGGCGGGAUACAAGCCACUAGCCUGCACCUGNCGACCCCCAUAUGUCACCAUUCUUUCUCUGGUGCGAGAUGCAGCGGCCAGGUUACCCAACGGAGAAGGAACAAGGGCGGAGAUCUGUGAACUGUUGAAAGACUCACAAUUUCUUGCUCCAGAUGUAACCAGUGCACAGGUGAACACGGUGGUCAGUGGGGCUCUGGAUAGACUUCACUAUGAGAAAGACCCCUGUGUGAAGUAUGACAUUGGUCGUAAGCUCUGGAUUUACCUGCACCGCAGUCGCAGCCAAGAGGAAUUUGAGAGGAUCCACCAGGCUCAAGCUGCUGCUGCAAAAGCAAGAAAAGCCCUACAGCAGAAACCUAAACCUCCGUCAAAGCCUAAGUCUGGUAAAGAAGGAGGCGGUAAAACCCCGGGGUGUCUGGAGGCAGGACAGGAUAUGGGCUCCAUUCCUAUGUCCCCAACCCCUACAACACCCACUCUAAACAUACCAGGAAACCCUAAAUCCCCCUUACCCUGCGCUGCCAGCACGCCAACAAAGACCGGGGGCCCGGACACAAUCAAGACCAGCACAGGGGUUCUCCUCGUGUCCCCCCCCUCGCUGCCCCAGCUGGGAACGAUCUUACCCAGCAUUCAGGCCUGCCCACAGGUUUCACAUACGGUCACGUCCCAACACGCGGCUCGGAUAGUGAGCCACCUGGCGGCAGGCUCCCUCCCUCAGGUGCGGGUGGUGUCCGCUCAUUCUGGUCUGGUUCCCUCGGCAGGAGGUCAACAGGCUACCAUGUUGCAUCAUACCCCCCACCAGAUAAGGAUGCCAAUGUCACUGACAGCCAAGGGCAUCUCCCAGACAGUGGUUUCUCUUCCUCUGAGGACUCAGUCUGUCAGUAGUCCGGUCCACGUGCCCACCACCCUCUCAGUGUCUGCUGUAGCUUUGGCCAAACCUCAAGCCCGGUCCCCUGGAAGCCCGGCACACAACCACCCCUCUUCCCCCGCUCUGCUGCAUGGAGUCUCCGGCCAGAAUAUAAAACAGGGGAAGUUACCAACACGGAUAACUGUACCCAUCUCUGUGCUGAGCCAACCACUGAAGAGCAAGAGUGUUGUGACCACACCGAUGGUGAAAGGAAGUCUAAACGCUAGUCUGAGCAGUCUGGGCAGGAACAUCAUCCUCACCACCAUGCCUGCAGGCACCAAGCUGAUCGCAGGGAACAAACCGGUCAGCUUCGUCACCGCGCAGCAGUUCCAGCAGCUUCAGCAGCAGGGACAGGCCACACAGGUUCGCAUACAGACGGUCCAAGCGCAGCAGCUCCAGCAGCGCAUGGCAACAGGCUCCCCGAAAUCUGUUUCCACAGUUGUAGUCACGACAGCACCUUCACCCAAAUGUGCCCCCGACCCCCCUCCUGCACCCAAACAGUGAUGGUUGGUUGUUCAACAUGAUUUUACUUGUUUGUUCUCUCGCAAGUGUAUUUGUAACAUUGUAUAUUAUCAUUACAAUUUGGAUAAUACUCACAAAGCCAGAAACAUUGCUUUUUUCUUUUAAGGAUUUUGACUUGCGUUCAGUCUAACCCUUUCUCUGUUGAAGCGCGUUAAACUCUUCACAGUCACUAUGAACAGUAUGUUAAAAAUGGCCACAUUGUUUCAACAAAAAUGUAAACAAUGGAAAACGUGUGACUAUGCUGCUCCAACCAUGCAGGCUUCAGUCUUUCCUUUCCAGCAGCUUAAUGUACACAAGACCAGUUGCUCUGUUAAUAUUUUAUGACCUAAAUACAGCCUCUCAUCACAACUCAUUCAUUCAUAUUAAAGUACACAUUGUAAAUUCUAAUUGACUGUCAAUAGGAUUUUCUCUGUCAUUUUGUUUGAUGUAAAGCAAUAUUAUCAAAUGUGAAGUGGAAAUUUGUCUGAUUUAUUUGGAUGUUGUGAUUUUUGUUUUAAUACAUUAUUUGUUC